UCUUCUUCUUCUUCUUCUUCACAGAGCCUCCUCCGCCUCUCUCUCAAAAAAUGUCCUCUUCUACAACAACCCUUUCUUCCUCCGAACCAGAAAUCCCUCCUAAACCACUCAAUCCAUCAAGGGUUGCUCCUGAAACCAUUGGAAGAGCAGUAGAAGCUCUAAAAAAAUGGAACAAAACAAGAUCAAAAGAUGAAACACCACAACUCAUAGAACAAGAGGAGUUCUUAUAUCUUGUACUAACCCUAAAGAAAAUCCCAUCUAAUGGCCGAACAAAUCCAUACAAAAUCCUAUUAUCUCAUUCACUUCACCCAUCUGAUUCUACUGAAGAACAUUGUUUAAUCAUUGAUGACCGUUCUAAAUCAACUCUCACAUCUGAAGCUGCUAAGAAGAAAAUCGCAGAGGAAAAUAUACCAAUCUCUAAAGUCCUCAAGCUUUCGAAGCUCAAGACUGAUUAUCGACCUUUCGAAGCGAAACGAAAGCUUUGUGAUUCUUAUGAUUUUUUCUUUGCAGAUAAAAGGGUUAUCCCAUUGCUUCCAAAGCUAUUAGGUAAGCAAUUUUUCAAGAAGAAGAAAAUUCCUGUUCCUAUUGAAUUGACACAUAAGAAUUGGAAACAACAGAUUGAGAAUGCUUGUAGCUCAGCUCUAUUCUAUUUGAGAACUGGUACUUGUAGUGUUAUUAAAAUUGCUAGGGUUUCUAUGGAAAAUGAUGAAAUUGUUGAGAAUGUUGCCGCUGCGAUUGAUGGUGUUGUAGAGAUUGUUCCUAAGAAAUGGGCGAAUGUUCGUUCAUUUCAUUUGAAAAUGUCUGAGUCUUUAGCAUUACCUGUUUAUCAAGCUGUUCCUGAUUUGGGUUUGAAAAUUGAGGGUUUGAAGAAGGUUGAGGAAUUGGAAGAGAAGGAAUCGGUGGAGGAAGGUGGAGAUGAAAAGGAGGUGAAAGAGAAGAAGAUUACACCUGCGAAGAAUAAAGGGUCUAAGAAGGGAAGAAUUCAUGAAGUUAGGUAUAUGGAUGAUGAUAUUGGUGAAGCUUUGGAUAAUUUAUCUGAUGAGGAGGGGAAUGAAAUUGCUGAAUUGGAUGCUAAAUUGGUGGGUAAGAAGAGAAAGAAGGUAGGAAGUUCGAAAAAAGAGAAAGUUGUUGACGAGGAGAAGAAACCAAACAAGUCCUCUAAGGUGAAGAAGGUGGCAAUUGUGAAGCAGGAUGAUCUUGGUGAAGCUUUGGAUAAUUUAUCCGAUGAGGAGGAGAAUGAAAAUGCUGAAUUGGAUGCUAAAUUGGUGGGUAAGAAGAAAAGGAAGAUGGGAAGUUCGAAAAAAGAGAAAGUUUUUGAUGAGGAGAAGAAACCAAACAAGUCCUCUAAGGUGAAGAAGGUUGCAAUCGUGAAGCAGGAUGAUGGAGAUGUCGAGAAUGAAGUUGCGGAUGAUGUCUCUCUUUCUAGUGGAUCCAAGAAGAGGAAGAAGAAAACUAGUAAAAUUGACAAGCCUGAGAGUGGGGAAUUGAAGGCGAAGGUUAAGAAGAGCAAGAGAACAACAAAAGCUUGAGAUGUGUCUGGUUUUGUUUUGGUGAGAUUUGAGACGACGAGCUUGCUGAGGAGAUCCUCCUGCCAUCUACACUUCUUUAAGGUCACAUAUGAUUAUGCGUGCAAGUCAUUUUACUUGCAGUUUUUAAGUUUUAGUAUUUUGUUGUGAUGUUUUCUUUGCUUAAUCAAAACUCAAUUGCUUUAGAGUAGAUUUUUUUUGAAUAGCAUGAUAUGUGUGCCUGACGAAUAUCACUCUUUAUGGUGCUGCAAUUGAACUUACAAUUACCAUUAC
This is a messenger RNA of Papaver somniferum (opium poppy), 1799 nucleotides long. Its product is annotated as putative ribosome biogenesis protein C8F11.04. Lineage: Eukaryota; Viridiplantae; Streptophyta; Magnoliopsida; Ranunculales; Papaveraceae. The record is from RefSeq and is a predicted model, not a curated record. The coding region runs from base 51 to 1529 and encodes 492 amino acids. Gene Ontology annotation, cellular component: 90S preribosome. The transcript has a single exon.